AUGCCGUCUUUAGAUGAAGCAAAUCAACUUUCAGACAAAAUGUUACUAUUGUUUUGCCAAGUGAGAGACUAUGAUUCUAUACUUCAUGGAGCUUAUACCGUUCUUUGCGCUAGAUGUAAAAGAUGCUUAGGUGUGAAGUAUGUUCCAAAUGCGGAAUGUGUAUCGAAUGAAUCAAAUAUCGAUUCAAAAUCAUCAUCUUCAUUGACAGGACAUACUGUUGUGGAUAAUAAGCCUUCAUCAUUGAAGCCAAGUGAACCGGAGAUUAAAACAAAAUGCAAAGAUUUCAUUAGCAAGGAUCUACCAGACUGGAGAUGUGAUAUUCCAUCUUCUACCACCUCAGAUGAUGGCUGGGUAACAAUCCCACUGCAAUGUGUGUCUACUGAACCAUUGUUUAGUCUAACUGGCGUAGAACAAUAUUCAUUAUGUUAUGAAGGCGGUGAAAUGAAACCAAAAUUCCUUUGUAGCAUUGAAUUAUGCAAUGAAUUUUCAUAG
This is a messenger RNA of Heterobilharzia americana, 492 nucleotides long. The record is from the annotation of a GenBank genome assembly. Lineage: Eukaryota; Metazoa; Platyhelminthes; Trematoda; Strigeidida; Schistosomatidae.